CGAAACUCAACCCCCUUCUCCAAAAUCCCUAUAAAUUCCUCUGUCUAUGAUUCACCAUCUUCUCAAUAAUCCGAGAUUUUUUUAUCUCGAUUACUACGUUCAAUCUUUUGCAACUUCAAUUUUCUUUGAUAAUGGUGACACUAAAUCAAAGAGCUUGUGCUUUGGUCUUCUUCAUCUUUAUCCUAACCUCUGCCAUAGCGCAAGAAGUUGAGGAUGAAAGUGAGUUUGAUUACAGAAAAGGGAGCAAGAAAGGGCCAAGUAAAUGGGGAGAUAUUAAGAGAGAAUGGGAGAAGUGCAAGAAUGGCAACAUGCAAUCUCCUAUUGAUUUGUCAAACAAGAGAGUCAAAGUUGUCAAAAGUUUAGGUCAACUUAAAAACAAAUACAAACCCUCCAUUGCUAUUAUCAAGAAUCGAGGCCAUGAUAUUUCGGUUAAGUGGGAGGAAGAUGCUGGAUCAAUCGAGAUUAAUGGCACAGAGUAUCUUCUUCAGCAAGCUCAUUGGCAUUCUCCUUCUGAACAUACUCUUAAUGGAAGGAGUUACGAUUUAGAGGUUCAUUUGGUUCAUCAAAGUUCAAACCCAAAUGCCAAAUAUCCGAUAGCUGUUGUUGGCUUUUUCUACAAGAUUGGCCGUCCUGACUCUUUUCUCUCCAAGCUUACCAGAAAAAUAAAGGCAUUGAAUGAAAAAAAAGAGAUAAAAGCAGGAAUCAUAAACCCAAGAUGGAUAAAAAAUGGUGGAAUGAAGUAUUACAGAUACAUUGGCUCCCUCACUGUCCCUCCUUGUACUGAAGGUGUCAUUUGGAACAUUAACAAAAAGAUAGGAACAGUCUCAGGGAAACAAGUGAAGCUUCUUAGAUCGGCUGUUCAUGAUUCUGCAGAAAAGAAUGCCAGACCAAUCCAACCACAUAAUGGACGACAUGUCGUUCUCUACGACCCAAACCCAACCCACACACUCAACUGAUCAAAUUUAUAGUUCACUUACAAUUUAAUUAAUUAUUUUUCAUUUUAUUUAUCAUGUAUUCUC
Molecule: messenger RNA, 1019 nt
Organism: Cucumis melo (muskmelon)
Lineage: Eukaryota; Viridiplantae; Streptophyta; Magnoliopsida; Cucurbitales; Cucurbitaceae
Product: alpha carbonic anhydrase 7-like
Exons: 7
Coding region: 132-956 (274 amino acids)
Molecular function (GO): carbonate dehydratase activity; zinc ion binding
Source: RefSeq, a predicted model, not a curated record